AGAUCCUGGUUUCGAGUCCUAGCGGUUGGCGCAUACUGAUGAAGAGUUCCAAACUAGGACGAAGUAGCUGUCAAGUACUCCCAGGUUUUCCAGUGGUUCCCUAAGUGAUGUCAGCUCAUGAUGAAAUCUUCCAUCCAAUCAAACAAAAUCCCUACGAAAUCAAUAAUUGAAAGUUCUUAUUAUUUCUCUAUUCCUUUGCAUACCGAGCGAGACACAGGGUUCAAAACCUUCAGCUCUGAAGUUUCAGUAGGGGUAAAUUUACUUACUAUUAUUAAUAUUUUUUCCUCUUUUCCGGGUUUACUGCAUACCGUGAAUAAACAAGGCGACGUUUGGAAGUUCGUCGGUCGAGUAUCAAACGUGGGUUUUGUCAUCGCGUUAAAUCGCAAAUUACUCAGAGCUUCAGUUGUGCAAAGAUCUGGACUAAGUUCCUCUGAACAGAUAAAUCUUGUCCUGUGUGUAGUUAUGAAGGAGGUAAUCACCGAUGAUGAUACAUCAAUAUCAGAAGAGUAAUAAUUUGUGUUUUCUAGAAUCCAGCUGUUGACAGUCAAACACAUUCUUUACUCCACAAACAAUAUGAAACUUGAAAUAAUAGAGACAAUCUGUAGACGCAGUGGGGGUUGGAUUAUUUCUUCAUA
Molecule: messenger RNA, 635 nt
Organism: Trichobilharzia regenti
Lineage: Eukaryota; Metazoa; Platyhelminthes; Trematoda; Strigeidida; Schistosomatidae
Source: the annotation of a GenBank genome assembly